AUUAUUUUUGUUAGCUUAGAGUCAUCACCGUAGAAUUGCUCUUCUCCCAAGUCCAAUCCAUCUGCUUUCCAGCCUCAUGGAAAAGCGAGAAGAGGUCCACGUUCCGGUCGCUGGCGGUAACCCCAUGCGUCCAUCCGCGGAGGCCCAACGCGGCCGGGCGGUACGCUCACCGCCAACAGCGGCGAGAGAGGGGAGGAGGGUCUUCUUACCGACUCCCGACGCACCCCAACCGUAACAAAUUAACAUCAAAACAAAAAUAGUAAGCCCGCCUCGUGUCUCACCCCCUCUUCAAAACCUUCAACGGUCUCUCUCUUUCCCUCUCUCUUCCUUUCCGUUCCCCCAUCCGCCCUUAUUAACCUUCUCCACUCCGUCAUUCUUGUCUUCGUUUAUUUUUAUUCACAUUUUGCCCCCUUCUUCGCCCCUCGAUAUCCUCUCCCCUCUCUUUUUCUCCCUUUGAUGGUCUCAUUUUGCUCCGUCUGGCGGAGGGACGGAUCUGUGAUUCGAUUUUAGGUUAGGAAUUUUUUGGCUGGCUUGAUCGGAUUUGUCGUUGUUCUUCCUUGGCGUCGAUGGCUGCUCCACCUGCUAGGGCUCGGGCAGACUACGAUUACCUCAUCAAGCUCCUCCUGAUCGGCGAUAGCGGUGUUGGUAAGAGUUGCCUUCUAUUGCGUUUCUCAGAUGGGUCUUUUACCACCAGUUUUAUCACUACAAUUGGCAUUGAUUUUAAGAUAAGAACCAUUGAGCUGGAUGGCAAACGUAUUAAACUACAAAUCUGGGAUACAGCCGGGCAGGAACGGUUUCGAACAAUCACAACAGCUUACUAUCGUGGAGCCAUGGGUAUUUUGCUUGUUUAUGAUGUUACCGACGAAUCAUCUUUCAACAACAUAAGGAACUGGAUUCGGAACAUUGAACAGCAUGCUUCUGAUAAUGUAGUCAAAAUUCUUGUCGGCAACAAGGCUGACAUGGAUGAGAGCAAAAGAGCGGUGCCAACCUCCAGGGGACAAGCACUUGCUGAUGAAUAUGGCAUUAAAUUUUUUGAAACGAGUGCAAAGACAAAUCUAAAUGUGGAGCAGGUCUUCUUUUCAAUAGCUAGAGAUAUCAAGCAGAGGCUUGCAGAAAGUGAUAACAAACCUGAGGAGCGGACAAUUAAGAUCAACAAACCAGACCAGGCAGCUGAUGAGGCUAAAGCUCCUGAAAGAUCAGCUUGCUGCGGUUCUUAAAAAUCUUUUUCCUGUGCGCAGGAGGGGUAGGUUGGACAGUAUUGACUUUAUGGGGAACUAAUUUGGUUGUCAUAUACAUAAUGAUUGUGGGGAUAAUAAUGGUGGCGGGUGCUUAUACUUUCAGUCUUAUCAAUUCUUUUCAACCAUUGGUUUUAGUGUGAUACUUAGACUUCUUGGUGGUUGGGAGAUUGAUAUCACAGACACUGGUGCAAGGCAUAUGCUAUAUGCAUGAUGAAUCCUUUGGUAAAUAUCUGCAAACAAUUGUAUAGUGCAUUAGUCAUA
Molecule: messenger RNA, 1499 nt
Organism: Phoenix dactylifera (date palm)
Lineage: Eukaryota; Viridiplantae; Streptophyta; Magnoliopsida; Arecales; Arecaceae
Product: ras-related protein RABE1c-like
Molecular function (GO): GTP binding; GTPase activity
Source: RefSeq, a predicted model, not a curated record